AGAUUACUAUUGUGGACUAAUAUACAGUGAAUUGAUAGAAGGACCACUACAAGAAACUUCCCUUCUUACUAGAUUAGUACAACAGGAUGUUUUGGCAGUAGAAGUUAGACAAUGUCUGGUGUUGAUGGAGAAAAAUGGGUCUAUAUGUAAGACUGGUGCUGGAGAAAAUGUAUGGCAGUUAGAUUCAGAGAUACAUAGUGGAGACUUUUCAGAGGAUACAGUUCCUUCAGGAUCAUUCUUAAAUGAUUUAUGUGCAGGAAUUGAAAGCACAAGUUUAGAAAGCAGUACCAAUGAGUAUACAGUUCCAAAGUCAUCUUUAGGCAUAGAAAGUCUACCUCCACCUGCCAAAAGGACCAUUUCAAAAAGACCCACUAAAGACACCAACAUAAAGGCAGCAUCCUUAGCCAAUGGACAGCAUUCUCUUGAACCAAUAAGAUCCAAUUCUGAACAGACCAGCCCUAAGACAACACCGCCAGCAAGUGGAGAACACUCUCUAGAAUCAAGUUUGGCACCAAGUUUAACGUCUUCUACACCAAACAGAUCUAUGAAUAAUUCAGAUUUGAUAUCUUCACCUGAUUCAUCCUUGGACAGUUUUUCAGACAUCCCAGCGUCUGGUGCAACAGGUGGUUCAAGUCGUGGUUGUAUGAUGACACAAACAGUAAUGGAGGGAGACGAUCGGUCAUCCAGGGUUCAGCAGAGAUAUGUUUCACAAGUCCAGACUGGUCCAAAUACACAAACCAUUUCUGCUGGUCACAUUAAUCUAGAAACGACAGCACCUGUCAAUUGUCAUCAACACACAGAAAUUGAUCAAAGAUUAAAACCUACACUAGAAAACCUAAAGAAAAUAAUUUCUGUAUUUGUUGAACCAAAUAUGAAUCUUAAGCCUAAAGAUGUAGCACAAAAAUGUAGCAUUGGACAAUCCAGAAAAGCUGUCAACAAACUGUUAUAUCACCUGGCAAAGAAAAAGGUACUUACAGUUGCAACUUCUGAUGGCAAAGACCCUAAAUGGAACAAAGAUCCAUUAGCUCAGUACAGUGAACGAGAUUUGCAAGAAUGGGCCGCAGAAAUAGAAUAUGGGAGCACAAGUUCCCCUUCCCCAACUCCAGUUGUAAACCACCACCAUCAUAACCAUCAACAUGAACAUAACACUUACCUCCAGGUUGGAGACCAAAAUGUUAUGGCUCUUGAUCCAAAUAAUCAGGAAGAAAGAAGAGAAAGAGAAGUGAUGCCAGCAUCAGAAGACAUUGUAUCCAACUUACAACAGAAUUCCCAAUAAUAUGUUUUUCCAAAUUAAGUUAUUUUCAUGUGAUAUGUACAGACAAGUUAUUUUUAUACUAAGAAUAUUUUUUUUUUUGUAAAACAAAGCUAUGAUAAUGCUACCUAUUUUGGCCCCUUCAACACAGAAAAGUAUUAGAAAUAUACAGAAUAAUGUCUGACACUAAAACAUUUUAGAUGUUCAUAAUAGUUUAUCAUAUAUAAGUAUUCAUAUUUUUUGUUUUUUCCCUAAAAAUAUUUUUCUUAAGUCUUUACACUCCAAAACAAUUUUAGAAAAAACCCAUUUUCAGAUCUUGUCAUAAAUAUUUAGAUAUUAACCAAGGCCUUACCAUAAAGAUAUUUUGCUACAAGAUGUAAUUUACAUUGUGUGUAAAAUAUCUUAUUGGGGAAGGCCUUGCAUAGUAUAUUUUUUUUAUUAAAUAAAGGUGCAUAAAUUGAGUUUUUUUUGGCAAAUAUAUUCAAUUUUGUUUAUGACAUCAUAAGUGAUCUUUCUGCACUGAUAUGUCACAUGUAUGUGAUGAUUGUAUUAACUGUUCAUUAAAAAAUAAACCAUAAAAAAGCUAUAUUUAUUUCAAUUUUUUUUUCAAUUAUUUUACUACAGCAAAAGUGUCAUUUUACAUUGCACCAUAAGUAGGCAUUAAUGAGUUUUGAUAGGUUGAAAAAUAAAAA
This is a messenger RNA of Mytilus californianus (California mussel), 1944 nucleotides long. RefSeq lists its product as uncharacterized. The record is from RefSeq and is a predicted model, not a curated record. NCBI's taxonomy places the organism in Eukaryota, Metazoa, Mollusca, Bivalvia, Mytilida, Mytilidae. The transcript has 8 exons. Bases 125 to 1276 code for a protein of 383 amino acids.